AUGACAGGCUCACACGGAAUUGAGUCUAAUCAUCUGUCUGCACACGAGAAUGAGACUGAUCAUCAGUCUGCGUCAUCUCAGGAAUGUCAACCACUGCCACCUGAUGAGCUAUACUUCAAGAACACCGAGUUCACCAAGACAUGUAAAAUACAGAGCAAGUGCCAUGUGAGGGAGACGGUGAAAAUCCUGAAGAAGGCUAAGUUUAAGCCUGAGCGGGAGUGGUUUAAAAACCACCCUCAGUUUUGUCAUUUUUUCCACAUGCACGAUGAACCAAACUUGAAGCUGCUGGGUAUGUGGAUGCUUUUACUGUGCACUGUUCCUUUAGACGAGUCAGAGGACAUAGCUUGGUUUUCUGUUAAUGGCGUGCCCAUUCGGUAUUCAAUGAGAGAGCAUGCUCUCAUCUCGGGAUUGGACUGCCAUGAAUACCCGGCUAAGUAUAAGAAGAUUGGAAGCUUUGCGUUUGUAGACAGGCAUUUCAGUUCACAUAAGGAAAUAACAUUGAUAUCUGUGAGAGAGAAGUUGGUGAGUAUGAGUCCGUGUGGGGAGCGACUCAAGAUGGCGGUGCUUUACUUCUUAGGCGCGAAUAUCAGUGUGAAGGGAAGGUAUAAUGCCCCUUUUGACUCUUUCAUAUUAAGAGUCGUUAAUGGUGUGGAGGUUUGUAAAACCUUUCCUUGGGGUCGCUUGAUGUUUGAUGAUGCUAUCAGGUCCAUCACUCACGUGAUGAAGCAUCUGAAAGGGAAACCUAAGCAGACUGUCAACUUUCCCGGGUUCAUAAUUCCUUUGGAGCGGUUCCAAAGUAACAACAUGAAGGGUUAUCCUCUUGAGGAUUUGUACAACACACUUGGACAAACUAAGUUUUCUUGUCCUACGGUUGAUGAAGAACCUCUCAUGGCACGCAUAAUGGAUGGGGAGCCAGACUAUGGAAAUGAAGAUGGCUUGAGUAGUUUGUGGAGCACAUGGCUGACUGUUAAGGAGAAGCCUAUCUUUUGGCAAGAACUCUAUGAGUUAGAUGUGGCUGCAAGGGAGUUUCCUAAGAAGAAAGACAAAGGAAAAUUGAAUGAAGAAACAUCCUCCUCUAAUCAUAGAGUGGAGGACGUUCUGAAAGGUCUUGAAGAGAGGUUAAUGACUGGUUUGAGUGAAGUGUGUGUGAAGGUGGAGAAAAUGGACAAGAGACUUGGUGUCAUGUAA
Molecule: messenger RNA, 1188 nt
Organism: Raphanus sativus (radish)
Lineage: Eukaryota; Viridiplantae; Streptophyta; Magnoliopsida; Brassicales; Brassicaceae
Exons: 5
Coding region: 1-1188 (395 amino acids)
Source: RefSeq, a predicted model, not a curated record